Messenger RNA from Phascolarctos cinereus (koala), 5857 nucleotides. It is a transcript of the gene SOCS6, whose product is annotated as suppressor of cytokine signaling 6. The record is from RefSeq and is a predicted model, not a curated record. NCBI's taxonomy places the organism in Eukaryota, Metazoa, Chordata, Mammalia, Diprotodontia, Phascolarctidae. Gene Ontology annotation, biological process: regulation of growth; protein ubiquitination; phosphatidylinositol phosphate biosynthetic process. Gene Ontology annotation, cellular component: phosphatidylinositol 3-kinase complex. Gene Ontology annotation, molecular function: 1-phosphatidylinositol-3-kinase regulator activity.
GAGCGGGAGGAGGAGGCAGCGGAGGGAGCCGGGCGCCGGAGCCGGGCCCCGCCGCAGGGACAUGGCUCUGAAAGUUAAAUGAAACCAAGAAAACAUACUAAUAGAGUGUUGUUACAUAUUCUGGGAAGAGCAUAUCAGAAAAUAAGUGAUCAACUGGAUUUGGUAACCAGUCAUAAUGAAGAAAAUUAGUCUUAAGACCUUUAGGAAGUCUUUUAACUUGAAUAAAAGUAAGGAAGAAAAUGAUUUUGUGGUAGUACAACAACCAUCACUAACCACUGACUUUGGAAAAGAUGAUUCCUUGUUUAGUAGCUGCUAUGGUAAAGAUUUGGCCAGCUGUGAAAUCAACAGUGAAGAUGAGAAAAGUGGGAAAAAUCGAUCCAAAAGUGAAAGCUUAAUGGGUACAUUAAAAAGGCGACUUUCAGCAAAACAAAAGCAGAAAGGUAAGGGCAGCCCACCAUCUGUGAACUCUGCAGAUGAGGACACCUUCUCUUCUUCAUCAGCUCCAAUAGUCUUUAAAGAUGUAAGAGCUCAAAGACCAUUAAGGUCAACAUCCCUUCGUAGUCAUCAUUAUAGUCCUACUCCAUGGCCUCUUCGUCCAACAAAUUCAGAGGAAACCUGUAUCAAAAUGGAAGUAAGAGUCAAGGCUUUGGUUCACUCCUCCAAUCCAAGCCCAGCACUGAAUGGCGUUCGAAAAGAUUUUCAUGAUUUGCAGUCUGAUAGUGUGUUCCAAGAACAAAACAGUACAUUAAAAAGUACAGAAUCUCAAAAUGGAGACCUGCAUCUUCACAUUGAUGAUCAUGUGCCUGUAGUUAUUGGACUUAUGCCUCAGGACUACAUUCAGUAUACUGUGCCUUUAGAUGAGGGAAUGUACCCUUUGGAAGGAUCACGUAGUUAUUGCCUGGACACUUCCUCUCCUAUGGAAGUUUCAGCUGUUCCUUCUCAAGUAGGACGGAAUUCAUUCCAUGAGGAUGAGAGCCAGGUAGACCAGGACAUAGUAGUUGCCCCAGAUAUCUUUGUGGAUCAGGCAGUUAAUGGCUUGUUGAUUGGCACCACAGGAGUCAUGUUGCAAAGCCCAAGAGUUAAUCACAGUGAUGUCCCUCCACUCUCACCAUUGCUACCUCCAAUGCAGAAUAAUCAAAUCCAAAGGAACUUUAGUGGACUGAACGGCACAGAUGCACAUGUGUCUGAAAGUAUGCGUUGCCAUUUGAAUUUUGAUCCUAACACUGCUCCUGGAGUUGGAAGAGUUUAUGACUCUGUACAAAAUAGUGGCCCUAUGGUUGUAACAAGUCUCACAGAGGAACUGAAAAAACUUGCAAAACAGGGAUGGUACUGGGGACCAAUUACACGCUGGGAGGCAGAAGGAAAGCUUGCAAAUGUGCCCGAUGGUUCUUUUCUCGUUCGUGAUAGUUCUGAUGACCGUUACCUUUUAAGCUUGAGCUUUCGCUCCCAUGGUAAAACACUUCACACUAGAAUUGAACAUUCAAAUGGUAGGUUUAGCUUUUAUGAACAGCCAGAUGUAGAAGGGCAUACUUCAAUAGUUGAUCUAAUUGAACAUUCAAUCAGGGACUCUGAAAAUGGAGCUUUUUGCUAUUCACGGUCUCGGUUGCCUGGAUCUGCAACCUACCCUGUCAGACUGACCAAUCCUGUAUCACGGUUCAUGCAGGUACGUUCAUUGCAGUACCUGUGUCGUUUUGUCAUACGUCAAUACACCAGAAUAGACUUGAUUCAAAAACUGCCUUUGCCAAACAAAAUGAAGGAUUAUUUACAAGAAAAGCACUACUGAAAGCUUAUGGGAAUCUUGCAUCUUGCACUUUGGGAACAAGAAAAAGAGAUUGAAAUACAGUUUACAAACUUUCAUUGCUAUCAGAAUCUUUUGCUGCCAUUAACUAUUUCAGUUUUAUGUGUAAACAAGAGUAAUGCAUUGUUUAUUUGGGGACGGGAGGUGUUGGCAAGGUGUCUUAAAUUUAUUUUUUGCUUUUUAAAGGAAAAAUCUUGAGGUUUUUAGAAGUGUGAAAUCUUUCAUCAAUGUGCAGAAUAAUCACAAUGUGAAUUAUCAGAUUAUACUUAGUUUCCCCUUCAAAUCCUUUGCUGCUAUCCACUGUGAUUUUUUUGCAUUAAAAGCACAUUUCAUGUGUAUUCAACCAUAAGUAAAAUUGAAUUAAACUUUUUACUCAUCUCUUCAAAAAGACCCAUUUUCAAAAGAAUCUUUAAGAAACUGGUUUAAAAAAAUUAAAAUUGGCAUCAGUAUCUUAUCUCAUGCUUUUGAAAAGUACUCUUAAUUUGGAAUAUAUAAAAUUAUAUAACUUAAGGUAAAUGGAACAUAGAUAAUGAAGCGUGUCUUUUGAAACAGUCAUUUUUUAAAAAUUAUCUCUGAGUUUUUAUUUGUUUUUUGAUUCCAAGAAGCUAAAAUACUUUAUUGCUUCUAUUUUCAUCGUAUGGUUUACUUGGCUGCCCAAAAAUGGCAUUCCUUUUAAAAAUCUUGAAAAAUAUGUUGCUCACUAGUAUAGAACAUGAAGCCUCUUCUUUACUUAAACUUGGGCACAAAUUGGCAUAACAUCAGUUUUACCAUGAAAGUAGGCUGUUAAUUGAAGAAAUACUGCAUGAUAAUAGAUCACAUAGGAUAUUCUUUGCCAACAUUGAUUUUUAUGUUAUCUACAUUGCCCUCUGGCAAAAAUGUUUUAUAUGUGAUUUAAUUUGUUUGACAUUUUCUUGGUUAGAACUCAAUCGUACAAAUUAUUCUCAUUAAUUUGAUUAUAUUUCAACUCUGAAACUGACAAAAAUUUUAAAAUGUACUGUUUUGUAUUUGAAAUUAGGGUGACAUUUUUUCACAUGCGAUUAUGGAAAGGUGCUCGAUUUACACAGAAUUUCAUUCGAUGAUAAACUGUGGGAAGUGUGGAGUAUAUGUAUUUAAGAAUUAGCAAGCCUAUAUCAAGAGUACUGAGGUCCUAAUGCCUACCAUUUCUACUGCAGUUCAGAAAGAGGUUUGUUUGUAAAUUCAGUAAUCUGGGCUGAAAAGAAUUAAGCAUCUGCUUGUCAGUGAAGUAUUUCUCUUUCAUGGACCCUAUACUACUCUGAUAUAGAAUUAUGCAUUUUGUUUAAAGAACACAAGAACCUAAUUGUGUUAAAUAACUUUGAUGUCCAGUUCAUAGCAAAUCAAAUAAUUUUCAUUUUUCUUAAUGAUGAACAAUUCUUUCCCAUCCAUCUCUCCUUCCCUCAAUUUUUAAUGUCUAUUGUUUUAUCAUUACUUAGCAUUAUUAUGCACUGUUUUGGAAUAGCUUAGAACAAACUUAAUUUCUUUUUGCAAGUUGAAAAGCUUUAAAGGAAACAAUCCAUUAUCAGAUGAAGAUUUGGAGGCUUUCCCCUCGUUUUUUUUCCUCCUCCUAUCCCUAUGUACUGUAGCAUUUGCUGACUUUGUCAGUCAGAUAUGUUUAUGUAAACUUGCAUCCUCAUUUUUUUUCUUUGCUUUUGGAGAAUAAGAACUUCAAAGAUUUUACCCAGAAAAGACAUCCAUGCUAUUAUUAUGGCUUUUACUUGGAGAGAGGGAAAAAGGGUUAUUUCAUUUUUAUGAGAUUAAAAUUGUUGGGAAGAAGCCUCUUUAAUUUUCUUUACUUUAAAAUUUAUUUCACUUAAUGGAGUAGAUUUUAGUAAUUCAAAUGUUCACAUUAGUGAUUUGAAUUAAGAAUGAUAAGAAGUUUUUGAACUCAUGCAAGAUACUGUUAUGGUCUAUUGUUUUCUUCCCGGGGAACUGAUUUUUAAACAUCACAUUUAGAUUGAUGCAAAAGACCCGGUUCUAAAUUUCUGUUGAUGAUGGGAAUUAUUAGAGAGAUAAUGCAAAAAAAUUCUUUAGAAAAAUAUUGACAAUGCCUUCCUCUUAAAGAAACAUUUAUUCAUGCUAUUAUAUAUAUGCCAGUUUAUCAGGCCCCACUUAGCAGAAAUGCCCGGUAACUUUUAGACCACCCUAUAUUUCAAUUUGGUCACAUGGAAUAAUUUUGGACAUAGUCUGAAGCCUGCAUUUUGAAACGAUUUCAUAUUUACUGUGUUUGAGAUCUGGUCAUUGAAUUCUGAAUUAAGCUUGGUUUUUUUUUUUGGCUUAGUUUACACCCAAGUGUUUUUAUAAUCGUCUUUUAUGUUUUUGGAAUACAAAUAGUAAUAGUGUUCUAAUUCAUAUUGCCACUUCUUGAUAUGCUUUCACAUGUGUCCUUAAUAUAAAAUAAUAUUUUAAAGUAGUUUUAUCCCUAAAGCUGACCUAAUUGAAAUUACUGUAAACUGUCCUCAAAAUUAAAAGAAAAAACACGUGCCAAGAAAUUAAUAUAUAAUCAUAAACAUAAUGGAGAUUGAAGUGCAUUGCAGCUGUUCAGUCAUUGCAGGUCGAUAUAGUACAAUCUAACUGGAAGAUUGUGUCUGUUGUGUUAAAGGAGGUUGGUUGAAAAAGACAAAGCCAUCAGUCACCUAGUUAUUGGGUUUACAUGAUGCAGUUUGACUGGUUCCCCCCCGCCCCCAACUGACUGGCUUUUGGAGAACUGUAUCAAAUGAUAGCUUGUGUUUCACGUAGGCAUAACCCAAAUCUAUGCUGACAAAAUCUUUGCUUAUGAAAAGGAAGUAAAAAGGAAAGUUCUGUCAAUUUUUGCUAAUAAUAAUAGAUGAGGAAAAUAAAUCUUCAUAAAACGUGUUAAAUGACAAAAGCUAUGUUCAUGCUUCCAGUACACUACUCUGUAAAAUCAAUAAUAACAGGAUACUAUUGAAAGUACUUGAAGAUGUUUUAAAAAACAAACAAACCACAAAGGAAAAAUUGUUCUCAUUCAACUUGGUGCAAUACUCUUAAAGUUUGGAAGGCAAACCUUUAGGUUAGGAAAUGACUAUAGAAUGAAAAAUAAUUUUUAAAUCUAAAAUGUCUGAACCAGCUAUUUAGAUCAGCCAUCUUGGUCUUAAAGGAAACAAUGUGCCAAAAGGCUAAAUUAUUGGAAUAUGAUGAAUAACAAAUUACACAUUAAACAUUACUUUAUAAUUGCUGAGCCAGUAUUAUUAAAACAGGAUGGAAAUUAGUGAAGUCUUAAGUAGGGAAUGAAUAUGCAAUGUCUCGAAUUUUGCUGGUGCCACAAAAGUCUAAAUAUUUUUCUUAAGAUCACUGCUUUCAGAAAUGCCAAUUUUAAGAUAUUGUAUAUUUCAUAGUUUUCAUGAUAAGAGAUAUUACUUUAUGACUGAUUCAGAAGAAUAAUUUUUAUUUUAAUCCUAACUGCAUUUCAUAGUAUGUGAAUUAUGAAUUUGAAAAUGGAAUCACACUACCAGCAAUAGAUAGUAUUGUUGAAUACACUAAUAAGGAACAAUCCCCCUGUUCCAGGAAUAACUUUUAAAUCCUAAACUAAAAUUAUUGGUACGGUAGUAAUCGCAAAUUUGGUUUCUUUUAAUACUUUUUUAAUCCUGUAAAGAAUGUUUUUUAUAAACAUCCUUUUUAUUAAUAGUUAAUCAUAACAUGGAAAAUGUUGUGUAGUUGCUGUAUCUGAAAAGUGUUCCAUACUCUAUACCCACAGAUCAUGAAAAAUUCUUAUAGAAUUUUGUAUUAAGUAUACAUGUUGGGUUAAAGAAAUUUUAUAGUGGUGAUGGAGUGCCAUGAAAUUAAUACUUGCAAUCCAGAUUGCUGUAGUUUACACUUUUCUGUAUGUCAAACCAGGUGUGUACCAUUUGUACUGAGCACACCACAGAAUGAGAAUUAUCCAAAGUCCAUUGAUUUUAAUAUGUGUUUUGGUUUGUAAACAAAAUUAUAGUAAUUUCUUGCACAUUUUUGGAAAAUAAUUGUAUAAAAACUUAUGUAUCUGCUUCUAGAUACAAUAUGUAAAUAAAAAUUUCAUUCACAAAGUAA